AUGGACGUGGGUAUCGGACCAGAACAAAAUCAGCAUUUGUACAGUGCCUCAUGUGGUUACUGUUCCUGUCAUCUCGAUGAAGACUGUCUACAUCCCGUCGACAAGUUGCAAUCGGACAAUGACACGCCCUUCCAAUACAACUAUCUUAUGGGGUUAUUCUCUUCACCUGACAUGGUCACUUAUCUGAGUGAAUCGAGUAUGAACGAGGACAUUUAUGCAUUACCGAUACAUUUACAACGACUAUUGAGUGAAGCCAAGGAAGAAGUAGUAUUGAAACGAAUCCAUAAGGAGCAAGACCGCCCAUCAAACGACCAGCCACCCCUUGUGGCGCUCACUCGUCUAUCGCGAGUACGCAAUUAUCUACGAAUACAAUCGGGAGGUGAUAUGGCCAAUAUGAUGUACGCACUUGUUGAACUUAUGAGUGAUGAAGAUGAGCUUGAGAACGUUUUGGGCUUCUGA
Molecule: messenger RNA, 459 nt
Organism: Lichtheimia ornata
Lineage: Eukaryota; Fungi; Mucoromycota; Mucoromycetes; Mucorales; Lichtheimiaceae
Exons: 1
Coding region: 1-459 (152 amino acids)
Source: RefSeq, a predicted model, not a curated record